AUGACACUGCUUGCAGGCUGUCGAGGAGGGCACAGGACCAAACCAGGGCCCAGGAAAUAUGGCUGUCAGCUCACACUGGAUCCAAACACAGCGAACAGAGGGCUGUCUCUGUCUGAGGGGAACAGGAAGGUGACACACACUCUGGGGAGAGAGCAGCCAUAUCCUGAUCAUCCAGAGAGAUUUGAGCCCGUUCCGCAGGUUAUGUGCGGAGAGUUUCUGUAUGAGCGCUGUUACUGGGAGACUGAGUUCAGCGUAUCUGAGGAGGGGCAGGUGGAUAUAGCGGUGGCAUACGAAGGAAUCGGCAGGAAAAAGGACUUUUCUGACUGUAGGCUCGGAUGGAAUAAAAACUCCUGGAGUCUGGAGUGCAACAAACGCAGAUACUCUGUCAGGCACAAUAAGACACAGAGGCAGAUCCUGGCCCGCCCGUCCCCCUACCGCAGAGCAGGAGUGUGUGAUGAGGACGAUGGCACCAAUCCGGAAGUGUGUGUGUACAGGGUGGGAGUGUGUGUGGACCGUCCGGCCGGCAUGCUGUCCUUCUACAGCAUCUCCAACUCUGACACACUGACCCUCCUGCACAGAUUCCAUGUACAGUUUACUCAAAGCACACCCCUCUGUGCUGGAUUUUAUGUGUAUAAAUCCUCAGUGUCCCUCUGCCAACUGCAGUAGUCACACGCACACACACACACACACACACACACACACACACG
Anguilla anguilla (European eel) is the source of this 707-nucleotide messenger RNA. Its product is annotated as tripartite motif-containing protein 16-like. Bases 1 to 666 code for a protein of 221 amino acids. The record is from RefSeq and is a predicted model, not a curated record. Lineage: Eukaryota; Metazoa; Chordata; Actinopteri; Anguilliformes; Anguillidae. Gene Ontology annotation, molecular function: protein binding. The transcript has 4 exons.